Molecule: messenger RNA, 1075 nt
Organism: Dioscorea cayenensis subsp. rotundata (Guinea yam)
Lineage: Eukaryota; Viridiplantae; Streptophyta; Magnoliopsida; Dioscoreales; Dioscoreaceae
Exons: 9
Coding region: 75-974 (299 amino acids)
Source: RefSeq, a predicted model, not a curated record
GUUCAAAUCCAAGCCAAACCAUAAGACCUCCACUAAAUCUCUUGGUCUGAGGAAUUCCUUCGACCCAAAACUCAAUGGCGACUUCCUCGCAGAAUUCCUCCUUCACCGCCGGCCCUCCAAUGGACAUUUUUUCUAACAACGCAGGAGAGCUGAAUUCUGUUUACACUGAUGUUGUCGGUGAACAUGAUUUAAUGAUAGUGGGGCCUGGAGUGCUUGGCCGCAUUGUUGCAGAAAAAUGGCAGCAGGAAUAUCCGAAUAGCCAAAUUUAUGGGCAAACCAUGACAACAAAUCAUCAUGAUGAACUAAUCAAAAUUGGCAUCAAACCUUUCUUAAGAGACACAAAGUUUAGCCAUAAGUUCCCUUAUGUAAUUUUCUGUGCUCCUCCAUUCCCUACUACUGAUUACCCGAAUGAUCUCAGAUCAGCAGGUUUAAACUGGAGCGGUAAAGGUUCUUUCUUAUUUACGUCAAGCACUGCUGUUUACGAUUGCAACGAUAAUGGAUUAUGCGAUGAGGACUUUCCAUUAGUACCUAUUGGCAGAAGCUCUCGAACCGAUGUCCUUCUAAAAGCAGAAAACGCGGCUCUUGAGGCCGGAGGUUGUGUUCUAAGAUUAGUCGGGCUUUAUAAUUCGGACAAAGGUCCACAUAUGUACUGGCUGGAAAAAGGAACGGUCGAAAGUCGUCCUGAUCAUAUACUCAAUCUCAUUCAUUACAAGGAUGUUGCCUCUCUUUCGAUAGCAAUCCUAAAGAAAAAUCUCCGAAACCGAAUUUUUGUAGGUUGUGAUAAUCAUCCUCUAUCCAGGCAAGACAUUAUGGAUGCUGUGAGUCAGAGUGGGAAAUUUGAUAAGAAUUUCAAUGGAUUUACAGGAACUGAUGAUCCAUUGGGAAAGAAAAUAUAUAACACAAAAACGAGAGCUGAACUUGGUUGGGAGCCAAAAUAUCAGAGUUUUCGCCAGUUCUUAGGAUUAACAGAUUGAUGAUUCAUUUGUGUGAAUUGAACUUUUAAACAGAUAUUUGAACACAACUUUAUGUAAGUUCAUGUCUAUAAUAAUUUAUUUGAAAUGAUCAAUUUGAGAUA